AUGAUAGACUCUGGCGCUUCUGUCAAUAUCCUCGAUGACGCCACCUUUAACAAAAUUACCCGCAACAAAGGAAUCAGUCUUGAACAAACAAACCACAAAAUUUAUUCCUAUGGAUCACUACGUCCACUACCUCUAAAAGGAGUUAUCAAAACCAACAUUUCCACUGACUCUAAGCACCUUUCUUCCCAAUUCCAUGUAGUUCACGGGAACUCUGGAAAUCUGCUAAGCUACACCACCGCCUGCCAGCUCAAUUUGCUCAAAGUUACGAUCAACAGCACUACCCAUCACAUACCAUCAACUAAUCAGUGUCCCCCAGAGUUCGAAUGCUUCUUCUCUGGCAUUGGAAAGCUAACUGGUAAAACUGUUAAACUGCACAUUGAUCCUGAUGUUUCCCCCGAACAACAACCCCACCGUCGAAUCCCAUUCCACGUUCGAUCAGAUGUCGAAAAAGAGCUCAAAUGGUUUGAAGAGUUAGAUAUCAUCGAAAAGGUUGAUGAACCAACACCAUGGAUCAGUCCCAUUGUGGUCGUCCCGAAAAAGUCGGGCGAAGUCCGAAUAUGUAUUGAUAUGCGUGAGGCCAACCAGGCGGUCAAACGAGAAAAACAUUUGAUACCCACAAUCGAUGACCUGGUAGCUGAUUUAAAUGGUGCAGCCGUGUUUACAACUUUGGAUCUAUCCUCUGGCUACCAUCAACUUGAACUUGCAGAAGAAAGCCGGCACAUCACCACUUUCAGCACACACCUUGGCCUUCGACGGUACAAACGACUUCUGUUCGGCAUCAAUGCCGCCUCUGAGAUCUUCAAAAACACCAUCGAAGAGCUGCUGACUGGCCUACCAGGUUGUAAGAACAUAUCCGAUGAUAUAAUCGUUUUUGGCAAAGAUCAAGCCACUCAUGAUGCCAACCUCCGUCAAGUCCUUGAAAGGCUAAAGUCCCACAACCUUCGCUUAAACAAGGAGAAGUGCCACUUUUCUAGAUCGGAAGUAAUAUUCUAUGGUCACAUUUUCAGCACGGAAGGACUACGCCCCGACCACAAGAAGGUUGAAGCUAUCCAGAAUGCCACACCUCCGCGUAGUUCAAGUGAAGUCAAAUCUCUCCUCGGAAUGGCCCAGUAUCUGUCACGCUACAUACCCGGUUAUGCUGAUAUCACAGCUCUUUUGCGUGGCCUGACAAAAGACUACGCAACAUGGAAAUGGGAAGAAAUCGAGCAAGCAGCCCUUGACAAACUCAAGAAAGCUUUCACUGACAACCAAGUCAUGUCAUACUUCGAUCCUCACCAAGCCACAAAAGUGAUUGUUGAUGCAAGCCCUGUUGGUCUUGGUGCACUGCUAGUCCAAAACGACAAAGUUAUCUGCUGUCUGAUGUCGAAACUAGAUACUCUAAGACUGAGAAAGAACUGCUCGCAGUAGUUUGGGCCGUUGAGCACUUCCACCUUUACCUAUAUGGUGCUCAAUUUACCAUCAUAACCGAUCAUCAGCCCCUCAUUGGUAUCUUUCGCAGUCAUAAAGUCACCUCCGCACGAAUUGAUCGCUGGAAGCUCCGUCUAAUGCCUUACAACUAUUAUCUUGUGUACAAACCUGGUAAAGAUGAGAAAAACACAGCUGACUUCCUUAGCCGACACCCAAACUGCUCAGAGCCCCAACCGGAAAGCGUUGCUGAAGAAUACGUUAACUAUGUAUGUGCCAAUGCCGUGCCCACCGCCAUGACCCUUCAGGAAAUCCAGCUUGAAACAUCAGUUGAUGACACAAUGCAAAUGGUCAUUCAAGCCAUCGAAACCAACAAUUGGUCGGAUCCGUCCACGACAGAAUACAAGAAAGUGAGUGACGAACUGUCAGUGCAUAAAGGAAUUAUACUUCGUGGACACCGAAUCGUAAUGCCCACCUCCUUAAGACGCCGGACAAUCCAUCUCGCACACAUUGGUCAUCAAGGAAUCAUUAAAACCAAACGUCUACUACGCUCGAAAGUCUGGUUUCCUAAUAUUGACAAGAUGGUCGAAGAAACCAUUCAGAAUUGCCUCCCCUGCCAGGUUGCUACUUCGGGCAACCACCCUCCACCUGAGCCACUCAAGAUGACCCAGCUGCCAUCCGAACCUUGGAAAGAAGUUGCAAUGGAUUUCCUGGGCCCUUUUCCAACUGGUGAAUACUUCCUAGUCGUAAUCGAUGCGUUUAGUCGGUUCCCCGAAGUUGAAGUACUCACCACGGUUUUCGCAAAAGCUGUCCUUCCAAAGUUGAAUGCAAUAUUUUCACGACAAGGCCUUCCAGAAGUUCUGAAAAGCGACAAUGGCCCGCCAUUUAACGCUCCCGAGUUCGAGUCAUACGCCAAACACUGCGGUUUUACUCACCGCAACAUCACGCCAUACUGGCCUCAAGCAAAUGGAGAGGCCGAGCGUUUUAUGCGCACACUACAGAAAUGUAUUCGGGCUGCAAUUAUCGAGAAGAAAAACUGGAAGCAAGCGAUGAACCAGUUUCUCCUCAACUACAGGGCAACCCCCCAUUCUACUACUAACAUAUCCCCCUCCGAAAGCCUCAACAACAGGAAGAUAAAGACAAUGUUACCGGAGAUGCCCUCUACUUCAAAACCAGAACAGAAAGCAAUGGCUGAAUAUGAUGUCGGAAGAAAGAACAAAUGAAAUCUUGCGCAGACAACCGUCGGGGUGCCAAAUAAAGUUGCAUCAAACCAGGUGACACCGUCCUUUUGAAACAGCCGAAGGAAAACAAAUUCAGUGUUCCAUACAACCCUCAACCAUUUGUCGUAGAAAAGAAAAAGGGAACAAUGGUUACUGCCAAGAACGUUUCAAAGGUUGUCACACGAAUCUCCUCGCAAUUCAAGGUGAUUUCAACCAAGUCAGCCAAACACGAUGACAAGGAAGUUGAACCAAAGGUUCCAAGACCAUCAAACCCCCAAGAACAAAAAACACUUCAACAAAGACCGAAACGGAACGUAAGACAACCAGCAAGGUUCGCGGACUAUGUAAACUAUGAACCAAUGUGAGCGAAAUGACAGUUCGGACAAUAUCACUGUCCACAGCAUAUUAGUCAAAGGAACAGUGACUCGGCACGUUAAUGUUUAUAUUAAUAGAUGGAACUAUCAUCUGACAAAGGGAGGGAUAUAAUAUAGUUAAUAAGCUCAUUGUUGUUUUGUUGCCUUGGCGCGCAGGUGGACCGCGUACGGGGUCUGAGACUAAGACUUUUUGGCUCCAAUAGAUAUAGUUUUAUUAGUUAGUUUUGCAUGUGCAUGUAUACGAGAGGUUAUCAAUAAAAGUGUUCAACUACAACAUUGCAGUACCUCAUUCCUGGACAGUGGAAUGUAUGAGUAUGUUCAAAAUCGCAGCAAAUGUGUGAACGUUUGUGGAAGGUAGUACGGAGAACUGGAAAACGGAGUUAACAUCUUCGGGAGAAAGCCUAGGAAAUGUGAAUAUAAGACGAGGUAUUUUUCAAGGAGAUAGUUUAUCUCCUUUGAUAUUUAUGAUGUGCAUGAUACCAUUAAGCUUGAUGCUGAGAAAGGAAAAGGUAGGGUAUGAAUUUCGCGGGAAAGAACUCAAAAUCAACCAUCUUCUAUUCAUGGAUGAUCUGAAGUUGUUUGGAAAGAACAAGGAGCAAAUAGACUCACUGGUGAAAACUGUCCAUAUUGUUAGCAAAGACAUUGGAAUGGAAUUUGGGAUAAAGAAAUGUAGAAUGCUUGUAAUGAAAAGAGGAAAGAUUGUGGAAUGUAAUGGAAUACAGCUACUUGAUGAGAAAACAAUAAAGUCCGUAGAAGAAGAUGGAUAUAAAUAUCUUGGUAUACUGGAAUUAGAUAAAAUUAUGGAGGGUGAAAUGAAAUGAAGAAAAAGUUUGUAAAGGAAUACGGGAGGAGAUUAAGACUGGUGCUGAAAUCAAAACUGAAUGGCAGAAACAAAAUCAUGGCGAUGAACACUUGGACUGUUGCGCUACUGAGGUAUGGAGCUGCUGUUUUGAAAUGGACAAAAGAUGAAAUUGCUGCAAUGGAUCACAAAACACGUAAACUGAUGACACUGUAUGGUGCUCUUCAUCCAAGAAGCGACAUUCAUCGAUUAUAUUUACCGAGAGAAAAGGGCGGAAGAGGUUUGAUCAGUUAUGAAGGAUGCAUUCGUACAGAGGAGAACAGUUUGGGAUGGUAUGUAAAGAACAGUGUGGAACCACUUUUACAACAAGUUGCAAAGACAGGUGUGAUUGAAACGGAAAGAUGCGAAACAAAAGAAAAUUUUAAGAAGAAAGCAGUAGAGGAGCUAGAGAAAGCCUGGAUUGACAAGAAAAUGUAUGAACAAUAUAACAGAGAUUUAGAUAAAGAAGUGGAUAGGGAGAAGACAUGGUGGUGGCUGAAGAAAGGAGACUUGAAACCUGAAACUGAAGCACUUCUGUGUGCUGCACAAGAACAAGCUCUAAGGACAAAUUAUGUAAAGUUUCACAUAGAUAGAACUGUUGAGUCUCCACUCUGUAGACUUUGUGGGGAAAAGGGAGAGCAUAUAACACACUUGAUAAGUGAAUGCAAGAAGCUAGCACAAAAAGAAUACAAACGAAGACAUGACAAUGUGGCUCGCAUUGUACACUGGAAGCUAUGUGGUUUGUACUAACUAGAGAAAGCUGAAAAAG
Molecule: messenger RNA, 4605 nt
Organism: Paramuricea clavata
Lineage: Eukaryota; Metazoa; Cnidaria; Anthozoa; Malacalcyonacea; Plexauridae
Source: the annotation of a GenBank genome assembly